Harpegnathos saltator (Jerdon's jumping ant) is the source of this 1779-nucleotide messenger RNA. RefSeq lists its product as uncharacterized. Lineage: Eukaryota; Metazoa; Arthropoda; Insecta; Hymenoptera; Formicidae. The transcript has 4 exons. Bases 295 to 984 code for a protein of 229 amino acids. The record is from RefSeq and is a predicted model, not a curated record.
UGAUAUAUUUAAUGACAUAUAUUCUAAUUUGCAAAGUCUUCAUUUAUCUACCGAUACUAAUGUUGCAUUGCAUCCCCUGAACAAUAACGUUAAAAAUACGGACAAAGCAUUUGACGCCGGAUUAGGUGAAAUUAUCAGUAUUAUAAUUUCUUAUGACAUGGGAUGGAGUAAGAGCCCAGCUGGCACACACUCGUCAUUUUGACGUCGAAAACUGGUCAUGUUCGGACGAAUGACGUCAGGUGACCAAAUAGGUCCGAAAAUAUGACGUCAUUUGAAUGACUACAUAAUCACGUCAUGUCUACACGUCAUAAUAACGUCCAGUGGACGUCUCUAAAACGUAUUUUGCAAACCAUAAUGAUUCCGCGCAUGCGGCAAAUGGUUGAGCUGUGCGUUUCUGUAUGGCAAUUAUCUCCGUGUAGUGCGUUGUAUUUACUAGUACUGGUCACAAUUACGUUAUAUGUUAUGGCUUAUUGUGGAAUUGAAUUUCACAACGACGAUAACGAUAACAGUGGCGAAAUAGCCAUUGUUCAUGUAAAGUGGCUUACUCCACGCAAAAAGAAUGUUCUAUGGCCGCCCUAUAAAACAAUAUCGCGUUUUAAUAAAGUUCUUUUCUACGGAGAAGAACCGAAUGAACAUACCUGGCAACUGUAUAAUAUAAAACGAAAAUUUUUUGAAUGUGAUGAUCUUCAAAAAGCUCACGCAAAGCUUAAAAAAUGUGAAACGUCAUCAGAUGUACAAUCUUAUGUAUCUGAUAUUGAACACGGCAGAAAUAGAAAAAAGAACCGUAAAUAUUUUUCCAGUAGUGACGACGAAAAUAACAAUAGCAGUAUAGAAAUAUCAGUUUUACCACGUCCACCAAAAAUUAUCAAAGAAGAAAAAGCAAUUGCAAAGCUGCUGCCAGCCCAGCACAAAAUAUUUACUAAGCAACUUUUUCUGUCGAACUUUGACAUAGUUCGAAUAAUGCAUAUACUUUCGUUAAUAUAAUAUCUACUAUUAUACGAAUCUACAUUAUUGUUCAGUAAGUGUUACAUAUAUACGUAUUGCAGUAAUAUUCCCAGUUAACAAUCUGUUAGCAGAUUGGCGACAGAUGUGAUCAGGAUCUGUCGACAGAUCUAUAAACAUCUGUGUCCGCCUUCAGAUCGUGUUCUGUCGAAAGCGUUUGCUGACAGAAUGUGACGGCAGAUUACUACAGGCUCUGCUCGUUUUCUGCCAGCAGAUCAUGUCAAAUUUUCUGUGCUCAGAUUGCCUGCCAGCAGAUCAUGUCAAAUUUUUGGCGGCAGCUUGGCAAUAUACUGAAAUAGAACAGAUCCUGUGUCAGAUUUGUUGUCUUUCUGCCAACAAACAUUUGUAACACAUAUUAUUCGAAAUCUGUUUGCGCAUGUUUGGCUAUCUGAGAUUAAUUCUCCUUUUCAUUUUAUAAUUAUCGUGUGUUGCAAUUCCAAUCUAAUAUUCUAUAUAAAUAGCAAAUAACUUUUUGUGCUUUUUAUGCUUUGUGUAUGACAUUUACUGUUAUAAACAAUUUUACAAUUGUAAUAUUAUUCUUAUUGAGACAUAAAAUAUAUUUAUUUGUGCAAGUAUAUCCAGCUGGCACACCUUCGUCAUUUUGACGUCAUAGACGUCAUUUUUACGUCAUUUUUCACGUCUAUAACGUCAAAAUGACGAGAGUGUGCCGGCUGAGAUAAUAUAAGAUACAUAAUCGUUUCUUUGCAAAUUUAGUGCAAUUACAUCGGCCUGAAGAACAGAUAUUGAAACUAUCUACUGAUUAUACUAAUGACAACC